GACUUCGAAAGCGGAUGGGACCAGACAGCCUGGCCGAUCUAUGCGCCUGACUGCAGCCAGGGUGGCAAGGUGACGCUCGACAGCACGACGGCCCACAGCGGCAAGAACUCGAUCAGGGUUGACGGUGCUGGUGGUUACUGCGGGCACAUCUUCUUUGGCACCACCAAGGUGCCCAGCAGCGGCGGGUUCUACGUCAGGGCCUAUGUCAAAGCGUCCAAGGCGCUCACCUCGUCGCACGUCACCUUCAUCACCAUGCCGGACCCUGCCCAGGGCACCAACAAGCAUCUCCGCAUCGGCGGGCAGAACCAGAUCCUCAUGUACAACCGCGAGUCGGACGAUGCCACGCUCCCGGAUCUCUCCCCGCAGGGCGUCUCCUCCUCAGCCGCCUUGCCGACGGGGAGCUGGGAGUGCUUCGAGUACCACGUCGGCGGAGACGGCACCAUCGAGACGUGGCUGAACGGGCAGGCCAUUGCGGGUUUGACGGCCGGGCCGGGCAUCUCCAACCCCAACGCGGCCCAGUGGACGCGCAGCUCCAUCGUCCCCAAGCCCUCGGCGGUCUACUUUGGCUGGGAGUCGUACGGCGGCGACGCCAACACCUUCUGGUACGACGACAUCGUUAUCAGCUCGACCCGUGUUGGCUGCUCCGGUACUGGACCUGGCGGCGGUACGAGCACUGCGACACCUUCGGGCCCGUCGACGACUUUCACGACGUCCACCACCCGCACCAGCACUGCGCCCGCCACCACGAGCUCUACCAGCAGCUGCACGGCUGCGCAGUGGGCGCAAUGUGCAGGCAUUGGCUACAAUGGUUGUACGACGUGUGCCUCGCCUUACACUUGCAAGUACAUCAAUGACUGGUACUCGCAGUGUCUCUGA
This is a messenger RNA of Canariomyces notabilis, 876 nucleotides long. Its product is annotated as carbohydrate-binding module family 1 protein. Gene Ontology annotation, molecular function: cellulose binding. Gene Ontology annotation, biological process: carbohydrate metabolic process. The annotation marks the transcript as partial. NCBI's taxonomy places the organism in Eukaryota, Fungi, Ascomycota, Sordariomycetes, Sordariales, Chaetomiaceae. Gene Ontology annotation, cellular component: extracellular region. The transcript is spliced from 2 exons. The record is from RefSeq and is a predicted model, not a curated record.